AUGGCGUCCGAACUGGAGCUUUCCUCAACUUUCAUUCCAGCGCUGUACAAGCCUGCUGCGCUGUUGCCCAUCGCAAGACAUAGGCAAAGCUUACUCUAUCUUGUAGAGACUUACCCCGUCACUAUUGUCGUGGGACAAACUGGUUGCGGGAAAACGACACAGUUGCCUCAGUAUCUCGACCAAGCAGGAUGGUGCGCUGAUGGGAAAACCAUAGCAGUGACGCAGCCGCGCCGGGUGGCUGCCACGACUGUGGCAACGCGAGUAGCGGAAGAAAUGCGCUGCAAAGUGGGCGAGGAUGUGGGAUACUCAAUUCGUUUCGAGGACCUAACGUCCGCUUCUACGAGAAUUAAGUUCCUAACGGAUGGGAUGCUACUUAGAGAGGCCCUUGUAGACCCUCUUCUAUCACGAUACUCCGUAAUCAUGGUGGAUGAAGCCCACGAAAGGUCACUUAGCACAGAUAUCCUUCUGGGAAUCCUCAAAAAGAUCAUGAAGCGUCGUCCUGAGCUCAGGAUUGUGGUUAGCAGUGCAACACUGCAGGCUGAGGACUUCCUACGGUUCUUCGCCGGCGAUGAAUCCAGUGAUGACGACGGGUCGGUUCAAAUUGGGGGAAACGUGGGACGGAUCAUUAGCCUGGAAGGUCGGAUGUAUCCUGUGGAUAUACUUUAUCUUGAGUCGCCCUCGGAAGAGUAUGUUGAAAGAGCGGUUAAAACUGUUUUUGACAUACAUCUACAGGAAGGAGACGGCGAUAUUCUCGUGUUUCUGACAGGCCGGGAGGAGAUCGACACCACCGUGCAAUUGAUUUCUGAGCGCGCUGGAUCUUUGCAUCCAAAAGCACAAGGGAUUCUUGCCCUUCCUCUUUACUCCGGACUCACGACAGACCAGCAGAUGUAUGUUUUCGAGCCGGCGCCGGAGAAUACGCGCAAGGUGAUCGUAUCCACGAAUAUUGCCGAAGCAUCUGUCACCAUUGACGGUAUUGUAUACGUCGUCGAUUGUGGAUUCGCCAAAUUAAGGGCCUAUAACCCAAACUCCGGGAUUGAGACGUUAACGGCAGUCCCAAUUUCGAAGGCAGCAGCGGUCCAGCGUGCCGGCCGAGCAGGUAGAACGAAACCUGGGAAAUGCUUCCGACUCUACACUCAGCAGGCGUAUGAAGCCCUUUCGGAGGCCACCGUUCCCGAAAUCCAACGAUCGAAUCUCGCGCCAGUCAUAAUGCAGCUCAAAGCUCUCGGUAUAGACAACAUAGUGCGGUUCGACUUUUUAACGCCGCCUCCUGCUGAGCUUGUGAUUCGUGCGUUUGAGCUUUUGUACUCUCUGGGAACAGUGGACGAUUAUGCCAAGCUCACAAAACCUUUGGGCAUGCGUAUGGCUGAACUGGCGGUCGAUCCGAUGAUGGCAAAGGUUCUCCUUUCUGCGCAGUCCUUCAAUUGCUUGAGCGAGAUUCUUUCUAUCGCAGCCAUGGUCAGCCUCCAGGGGUCAGUCUGGGUGCAACAUGAGGGCGACAGAAAAUCAGCCGAGAGCACUCGCCGGAAGUUCGCCGUUGAAGAAGGCGACCAUCUGACGUAUCUCAAUGUAUACCAGGCGUUUGUUACAGUUGGAAAAAAAUAUUCCAAAUGGUGUCGGGACAAUCUCUUGAACUAUCGAUCCUUGCAACGGGCAGUGAGCAUCAGAGCCCAGCUGAAGCGGUACCUCGAACGGUUUGGCAUUCAGGUUGACGAGACCCUUUCUUCGUCUCGUUCCAAGCAGCCCAGCCUAGCCAAUCUCUCGGAAUCCCUUCGAAGAUGUCUCACAACCGGUUACUUCGCCCACGCUGCCAAGAUGCAGCCCGAUGGAACAUUCAAGACAGUCAGUGGAGGUCUUACCCUCCACGCUCACCCCACUUCACUGAUGUUUAAUCGGAAAGCAGACUGGGUGGUCUUCCACGAGAUACUGCAAACUGGAGAGAAGACCUUCAUCCGUGAUAUCACCAAGAUCGAAAAAGGAUAUCUUGUUGAAUAUGCACCCAACUACUAUAAAUCCCUCCUGUACUCGCAGAUCCAGUUUGAUUCUAUCACGACGUUGAACGAGGCUGUUCCAAACUCCGGGGCUGCGAUCGCCCAGAAGACGUGGGCGGAAAGACUGAACGACCAACCCGAACUCGAAAGCGAUGCGGACGAGCAACUGCUUAUGUAUAUCCCGUUUACGGGACAAGUCAAGGUCCAUUCACUCCUUCUUUAUACCGCGCCGACCCCCUCUGCCCCCAAAACCCUGAAACUUUUCAAGAACCGGGAUGAUCUGGAUUUCGCAACCGCCUCGGAGCUCAAACCCACUCGAACAAUCGAGGUUCCUCAACCGGUUCCUGGAGCGGAUAUCUUCGAAUUGCCUUUGAAUCGUGCUCACUGGAACACCACCACCUCCAUCACCUUGUUUUUUGAAGACAACUGGAGCAAUGGCGAGGAAGAGGUGACCAAAGUUGGAUACGUCGGUUUCAAGGGUCAGUUCAUGGCACUGAAUCGGGAACCGGUCAAUUUCCUCUACGAAGCAGCUGCCAACCCCGGUGAUCAUAAGGCAAUCCAGGGGGUGAACGACGUAGGAGGCAGGAUCAUGCCGGGCCAGUGA
This is a messenger RNA of Aspergillus affinis, 2592 nucleotides long. Its product is annotated as Leo1-like family protein. Lineage: Eukaryota; Fungi; Ascomycota; Eurotiomycetes; Eurotiales; Aspergillaceae. The coding region runs from base 1 to 2592 and encodes 863 amino acids. The transcript has 6 exons. The record is from RefSeq and is a predicted model, not a curated record. Gene Ontology annotation, cellular component: catalytic step 2 spliceosome; intracellular anatomical structure. Gene Ontology annotation, molecular function: ATP binding; RNA binding.